Rotaria sordida is the source of this 327-nucleotide messenger RNA. The record is from the annotation of a GenBank genome assembly. NCBI's taxonomy places the organism in Eukaryota, Metazoa, Rotifera, Eurotatoria, Philodinida, Philodinidae.
AUGUCUUCAUCAUUUUCUUCUUAUCGAAAUCGAAAUUCUAGUCGAUCGAAUACUAUCGAUGAUGAUGGUUCAAAAGAUCUUAAAAGUAAUAUACGUGAAAGUCGUUGGAUUCAACCUGAACAAUGGCAAUCACCUGAAGUUGAAGAAAAAUUUCAGAGAGGUACCAUUGAUUUUUCUGAAGUACUUGGUAUGCUUCAACAACUUGGUGUUAAAGUUCAAAAAUUUGAAUUAGAUAAAAUUCUUGCAAACCAUGAUAAAAAUAAAGAUGGUAAAUUAACUAAAGAUGAAUUUGAAGAUGUAAGAAAAUUUUAAUUUUCAUAGAUAUUU